Molecule: messenger RNA, 901 nt
Organism: Amaranthus tricolor (Joseph's coat)
Lineage: Eukaryota; Viridiplantae; Streptophyta; Magnoliopsida; Caryophyllales; Amaranthaceae
Product: tetraspanin-8-like
Exons: 2
Coding region: 51-857 (268 amino acids)
Biological process (GO): auxin-activated signaling pathway; transmembrane transport
Cellular component (GO): plasma membrane; plasmodesma
Source: RefSeq, a predicted model, not a curated record
UCAAUAACUCCACAUGUUACACAAGUAUUCCUGUGAGGCCAGAGUUCCCAAUGGCAUACUUCCUAUACUCUAAAAAGAGCAUUCAAAUAUACAUAUGCACAAGCGUAAUCACCUUCUUGUUAGGAGUUCCAAUCUUAGUAAUAGGAAGUCUACUAAAACAAGAGGUAGGCACCGAGUGUGAGUUCUAUCUAAAUGCUCCCAUAAUCACCCUAGGAGCCCUGAUCUUGUUUUUCAGUGCUGCCGGUAUAUUGUGUGCAGUUCGUCUUAAGGGGCUACAACUUUGCUGCCACGGCUACAUAAUGUUCCUCCUUCUAACAACCCUCUUAGGCUACUCCAUUUUCGCGCUUGUUGUAAGCGCGAAAGGAGGUGGUGAGCCUUUGGCUAGAAGAGGUUAUAAAGAGUAUAGGUUGGAGGAUUACUCUUCUUGGCUUAAAAAAAGGGUUGAUAACACUAAGCAUUGGAAUCAACUUAAAACUUGUAUUUAUAAGAGUCAAGUUUGUUCUAAGUUUAGUGAUAAGUUUGGUGACAAUACCCAACAUCAAUUCUACUCUAACAAAUUGUCUUCAAUUGAGUCUGGUUGUUGCAAGCCAUCAAAUGAUUGCGAAUUCAAAUACAAGAGCCCAACAGAAUGGACAAAACCCAAAGAAGACAACUACACAAAUGAAGACUGCAACAAAUGGGGAAAUGACAAAGAUGUUCUUUGCUUCAAUUGUCAAUCAUGUAAGGCAGGUUUAGCUGAUGCUGUCAAGACUAAUUGGAAGAAAGCUGGAAUUAUUUGCAUUAUUUUUGUGAUUUUACACAUGUUUUUCUCUUUCUGUGGUUGCCUCGUUUUGGAAAACCCUCAACUAACUGUGUAAUAGUUUUCUUUUUAUAUACUUUCCCGUUUCCAAUUAUUUGUGGC